Toxorhynchites rutilus septentrionalis is the source of this 1654-nucleotide messenger RNA. Its product is annotated as methyl farnesoate epoxidase-like. Bases 46 to 1554 code for a protein of 502 amino acids. Gene Ontology annotation, cellular component: cytoplasm; intracellular membrane-bounded organelle. The record is from RefSeq and is a predicted model, not a curated record. Gene Ontology annotation, biological process: xenobiotic metabolic process. Lineage: Eukaryota; Metazoa; Arthropoda; Insecta; Diptera; Culicidae. The transcript has 6 exons. Gene Ontology annotation, molecular function: iron ion binding; heme binding; oxidoreductase activity, acting on paired donors, with incorporation or reduction of molecular oxygen, reduced flavin or flavoprotein as one donor, and incorporation of one atom of oxygen.
GUCUCAGCUGUUAAGAUAGUUCAUAUUACAAUUUUAGUGGAAGCAAUGUGGCAAAAUUUGAUAGCGGUGAUAAUUUUCGUUGUGAUCUACUGUUUACGUGAUGCGCGGAAGCCUCAGUUUUAUCCGCCAGGUCCCAAUUGGCUCCCACUUGUGGGUUGUGGCGUUUAUGUGUUCAAUCUGAUGAAACGAUUCAACUUCUAUCACCUGAUGUGGCACGAUCUAGCCCGGCGUUUCGGUUCGGUGGUGGGUUUGAAGCUUGGCCGGGAUCGAGUUGUCAUCAUCUCAGGGCUGGAAGCCGUACGUGAGUUCUACUCCAAGGAUGAAUUCAACGGGCGGCCAAAUGGAUUCUUCUUCCGGGUUCGAUCAUUCAACAAGCGGCUUGGCGUAGUGUUCACCGAUGGGGAAGAGUGGGAGGUCCAAAGGCGAUUUUCGGUACGCACGCUAAAGUUGCUGGGAAUGGGUAAGACUGGAAUGGUGAGCAACUUGGAAAAGGAAAGUGACGACCUGAUACAGCAUUUCCGGAAAUUUUCACGAACGCAGAAGACGAUCAACAUGCACAAUGCAUUUGACAUCGCGGUGUUGAAUGUAAUCUGGACGCUAAUAGCGGGAAAAAGAUUCCAUCUUGGUGACAAGCGAUUAGAAUGGAUAACGGGAACCAUUCACAAAAGUUUUCGAGUUAUCGAUAUGUCUGGUGGCGUUCUAAACCAAUUGCCUUGCGUUCGAUAUAUAUGUCCCGUUAAAUCUGGAUUUGCCCCGUUGGUUAGACUAUUGAAGCCGUUAUGGGACUUUUUGGAAAACACAAUAAAGGUGAUUGCAUCGAGGUCGAAUGCCGCAGAAGAUUAUGAUUGUCUAAUCUCAUCAUACCUACGCGAACUCCAGAAGGAUGAACUGCACCCGUCGUUUUCUUACGAACAGCUUCUCUGCGUAUGUUUGGAUCUCUUCCAAGCCGGAUCGGAAACGACAAGCAAUACGCUUGGGUUUGGGGUUGCCUAUAUGCUACAUCAUCCAGAAGUGGUCAGCAAAAUGCACCAAGAGCUCGACAACGUGGUCGGCCGUUAUCGGUUGCCACUGUUGCGAGAUCGUCCCUAUCUUCCCUACACGGAAGCUGUGAUUUGUGAAAUCCAACGGAUGUCCAACGUAGCCCCACUGGCGAUUGCCCAUCGAACGGUAUCUCCUGUCCAGCUGGGAACCUAUUUGAUUCCGGAAAAUACCAUCACGAUGGUCUCGCUUUACUCACUUCACAUGGAUAAGGCAUAUUGGGGCGAUCCGGAGACAUUUAGGCCAGAACGAUUCCUGAACGAAACAGGCACCCAAGUAAUUCAACAUGAGUGCUUCCUACCGUUCGGGGCAGGAAAAAGACGCUGUCUAGGUGAAUCAUUGGCAAAAUCAAAUCUGUUCCUGUUUUUCGCUUCAUUUAUGCAUGCAUUCAUCGUAGAGCCAGCUGUGGAUGGACAAUUGCCUCAGUUGGAAGGAAUCGAUGGAAUAACUUUGUCACCUAAGCCAUAUCGUGUAUUUUUAAAAGAAAGAUUAAUUUACUGGACGCACAAACACUGAGAGAGGGCGAAAUUAUUCCUCUCGCGAGCGAUAAACUUCUACGCUUCGUAUAUUAUUGACCUAUCCAUAUUGCCCUCACUACAUGUCCAUUAUACCCGCA